GGCGCGGCGGGGCCCGGCCACAGCCGUUUCGCUCGGUUGGGUGUCGGUGGUGCUUGAAGCCCCGUCCCGCCAUGCCGCUGCCCCGCGUCCCGCCGGUGCUCCGUGCCGCGCUGCUGCUCGGGCUGCUCCUGCCCGGCCUGCUCCUGCCCGCCGCCGCCGAGUCGGUGAGAGAAACUGAGACCAUGGAUGCCCGAUGGCUUGACUACCCUGCCUCUGGAGACUUGCCAGAUGAUGAAGACAUUGGAGAAUUCAAGCCUCACUUAACUUCUGAUGGGUUAGAUCUAGAUGAGACAUCUGGGUCUGGAGACUACUCAGACUCUGAAGAUGCCAUAUAUCUGACCACCAUGGAGACUCCUGUGAUAUCUGACAACUAUAUCCCUGGAGAUACUGAGAGAAAGGUAGAAGGUGAGAAGAAAAACACGAUGGUGGACAAUGAAAUCAUUGCAGACAAAGCUGUACCUGUCGAAGAGAACCUGUCCAACAAGAUCUCCAUGGCAAGCACAGCCAACAGCAGCAUCUUUGAAAGAACAGAAGUCCUUACAGCUCUCAUUGCAGGAGGGGCAGUGGGUCUCCUGUUUGCUGUCUUCCUGAUCCUCCUCUUAAUCUAUCGCAUGAAGAAAAAGGAUGAAGGCAGUUACGACCUGGGAAAGAAACCCAUCUACAAGAAAGCCCCUACAAAUGAAUUCUAUGCUUAAGGCUCAACAGCACCUUGUGCCCAUCAAGGGACAAACAGACUGUGUGGAGACUGUGUGCCCUCAGAUGAGAUCUGCUGAACAAAUGCUCUUUUUGGAUUGAAUUUCAAAGCAACUUUGAGACAAAAACCAUUGCCCCUUCCCACCCUGCUCAGCUACCAAGGGCCCAGUGAAAUACAAAGAGUCAAAAAACCCCAAACCCUCAGUUGUAAUUUUUUUAACCCCCCUAAAGCUAGCUUAACAAAAGAAUAAAGAUGCCAAAUUCUCCUGCUUGGUUUUACAGAGGGUAGCUAAACACAAAGCAGACUGUAUGGAAGCAAACACCAUGUGCUUGCGUCCCGUGUCGUGCUCAGAUUGGCUGCUUCUAGAGAAGAUGGCUUGUGGGUAGCCCUUGCUGAUAGAUGCCUUGCAGCAGGCUGUGAUGUGAAGCUGCUUUGGGUGUUUUUUGUGGAGAACUAUUUAUGAAUCUCUUACACUACAGAUAAUGUUGCCUUAUCAGGGAGUAAAAGGCCCAUAGGGGCUCAAAAAUCCCUGAAUGCCAUAAAGGGCCUGUGGGAAUGUCUUCCCCAGGAGAUUUGAGUCUCUCCUGUUGCCCCAGGCAAGGGUUGUUCCUCUCUGAAAUUGGGACAGCCAGUUUUCUUUGGCUAUGACAACACCCUUUCUUUGCCUUCAGUCCCUUACCUCUUCUUAAGGCUUGCUUGUAGGGUUUUUUUUGAUAACAAUUCUAAAGAGAACAGCCUCAUGUUUAUAUAAAGUUUGUAGAAAUUGUUUUGAAAGAAGAAUAAUAAAAAAUCUACUUUUUUAAUUUCCUCAGAUUUAUUUUUUCAAUCCCUUUGUGUUUCCUUUGGCCAGGCAUUUCUCUAGAGCUGUUGUUUUAUAGGACUCAUCUUCUGAACUGCAGCAGAUGAAGCUCCAGUGUGUUACAGGUUUCUUCUAGUUCUCUAGCAGCUACUGUAGAGGGUCAAGGUAUUUAUGGUUUUUCUCAUAACUUUUAGCAUUUGAUUGUUUUUUAAAUAGAACUAUUUAUAGUUUCUGGAAUGGCUGCUCUUCUCAUUUGUUAACUUUUAUCCUUUUUUUUUUAUGUAAAACACUAAUAUAAUGAGUCUCUGUGAAAACUAUUUAAGCUUUAUUCCAUGAGUUUUAAUUAUAAAUUCAAGGCAAUAACUUCUAGGAUUAAUCUGUAUGCAAAAGUGGCUUCAUCAUGUGAUUGAAGUAGGGAAAAGACAAGAGUAUUUUUCACCUGUAAUAUAUUGUAAUCAGUCCUGUAGAGCUAUAUAUUAUAUAUUUUACUGAGAAAUACACAGUUAAGAGUGCAAAGGCUGGAGUUUAUUCUUCAGCAGCCUUACUGUAGAGGCUUGAUCUCCUUCAUACUGCUGUUUGUCUCCUCUAGAGCUUGAGUGGGCUUGUGCAAGGGAGGGCAAGCCAGGGCCUUGGGCUGUGUGGGGAAACAGCAGCCUGUGGGCAGUGAUGUGCUGGGUUUGAUCCUCUGAGUUGGAGCAGGGAUCCCCAUCUGGGAUGGCUCUUCAAAGCAGGUGUUGGAAAGAAGAACUCUGUUUUGGGGGCUGGCUGUGGUCUCUAGAAUUCAGCCUUGGCAGCAUCUCACAGAUGGAUGACUCUGGCUCUGAACCUCCUGCUGUGGGUCCUAUGUAUAUCAUGUUCAUAGCUCCUGCCUCUGCUGAGCUUUAGACCAGAAUUGCUUUGUGCAAGAUAUGUCCUGCAGCCCUUUCAGUGUGGUGUGUGGUUUAACUCAACAUCUGAGUGUGGGUCCCAAAACUGAGAAAUGGGGUUGGCAGCACAAAACCAGAGGGCUGUGAAGGGUAUUUAGAACCCCUGUUGAUUCCUGAAGCCUCCUUACAGAGGCUUUGGUGUAGGCUCAAAGCCAAGUUCAUAGAGGUGACAGAACAAAGUUCAUCUGGUGCAGCUGCUGCUCAGAGCUGGGCAGGUGAUGUGAGGAGCUGUGUGUUGAGACAUUGCUGGGAGGGGACUUUCCCCAAGGGUCCUCUUCCAGCUUGAUAUACUCACUUGGUCCCAGUACAAGUGUGUUCAGGGAAACUGGGCUCUGGGAGGCUCUAAAAACUGCACAGAGGUCAUGGCAGGCUGGGAAGGAGAAGGGAGGCCUUCCCUGCUCAUGGCCAGCACUGCCGGGAAGGCAGGAGCAGCAUCUGCUCGGGAUAUUUGGAUUCUCUUGUGUAAUUGCUCUUGGGGAAUUUCCACUGUUACUGAUUUGUUGGUUUAUUUUUCUCAAAUAAACUGGUACUUUCUAAAA
Molecule: messenger RNA, 2958 nt
Organism: Colius striatus (speckled mousebird)
Lineage: Eukaryota; Metazoa; Chordata; Aves; Coliiformes; Coliidae
Gene: SDC4
Product: syndecan 4
Exons: 5
Coding region: 72-695 (207 amino acids)
Biological process (GO): cell migration
Cellular component (GO): membrane; cell surface
Source: RefSeq, a predicted model, not a curated record